AUGUCAGCACCAGUCAACAACAAUUACACUAAAGUGAUGGGCCAGGGUGAUGCGAGUCCGGAGCCUGAACUUAUGAUGGAUGCUGAGAUACAUGACAGCGAUGUCAGACACUUUGCCCAGCUUGGCUUCGCGCUAUCCGUCAAGACCCUUGCAAAACAACAUGGAUUUCAUGAAAAUACUGUCCGGAACAUUUACAUGCAACUGAAUGACUACGCGGAGGCAAUGGAAGUCAUCGAGGAGAUGCGGGAUGCUGCAGAGGAACAGGCUGUGGUUGCGAUACUGAAAAGAAAGGAGGAGGACAUCAAAGAGGAGGAGGAUGUCAAAGAGGAGGAGGAGUAA
Suillus fuscotomentosus is the source of this 339-nucleotide messenger RNA. RefSeq lists its product as uncharacterized. NCBI's taxonomy places the organism in Eukaryota, Fungi, Basidiomycota, Agaricomycetes, Boletales, Suillaceae. The record is from RefSeq and is a predicted model, not a curated record. Bases 1 to 339 code for a protein of 112 amino acids. The transcript has a single exon.